Messenger RNA from Penaeus chinensis, 1383 nucleotides. RefSeq lists its product as uncharacterized. Lineage: Eukaryota; Metazoa; Arthropoda; Malacostraca; Decapoda; Penaeidae. The transcript has 4 exons. The record is from RefSeq and is a predicted model, not a curated record. The coding region runs from base 1 to 675 and encodes 224 amino acids.
AUGGCAGAUGAUGAGGGAGGAGGGUUAUGGAAUUUAAAUGUUGGUGAUGAUUUUGAAGCACGAUCACGACCAAGUCCCCGGAGAGGCGCGAGGGUCCAGCCCAGGGGGUAUAUAAGGCCGAGGUCCGACCCAGACAGUCACAUUCGACGCUUCAGGUUCAGACAAGCAACACCCUCACUGCCCACUGUCUCCUGCGCCUUCUCCAUGCGGUACUCUCUCGUUGUUCUGGUGGUGUGUGUGGUGGCGCUGGUAUCUGCCAGGUAUGCCCCGACGAGGGACCACAACAAGGACUGGCUUUCCCUGAUUUCGGGGCAGCAGCAGCUCAGGGACGCCCGGAUCAUCUACACGCUCCUGAACAAUGACCCUGAUUUCAUGAGGAAGCGCGGACGCUCUCAUGACCAGCUGAAGCAAGGCUUCGACAGCAACGAGGGCGACUUCGACGGCUUUCAGCACCCCUUCUUCUACGUGAGCCACCAGAAGCAGCAUGUGCAGCAGCGCGAGCCCUUCGUGUUCAGCAGGAUCGGCGGCCACGGGAACAUGGAGCCCGAGAAGGCCGUCGUGGUGGACUUCCCCUUCCGACUCGGGCGCCUGGCGGAGGACCUGAGCGAGGGCGGCGCCCUGGCCGAGGACAGCGUGGGCGCGCACCUUCCCGGCGGCGUCCAGGGCGAGGUCUAGGCGCCGUUCGACCUUCCUGCGUUGCACGAGCCCACAGCUAUUGCACCGUUUUUGGUGUCUGUAAAGUAGACGAUAAAUCACAUAUAUAAGUAUGAUAGUUCGUUGUAAGGUAGCAAGUCCUAGUUGUUGAUGAUGGCACAGCAAGACCUGAAGGAGAAAUUAAAGAACAUGGAUAUGGCGUCAUCGGGCACCGAGGCAGCGCCAUGGGACGCAGAUUAUAUGACGUCAGCAGGUACAAGUCGGAGGGUAUGACGUCAUCAAGGCAACACCAAAGAACAAGACACCACAACUAACCAAUUACGACGCAGUCAAUCCAUAACGUCAUCGGCAGCAAACUGAAAAAAAUAAAAACGUUCGUCUGUCAUCAAAUUGUCAGAAAACGAGGCUGAUUCCUCUCUAAUCCUUUCAGGGAACUAUUCCUCGGCGUAUCUCCCAGAUAAAAAGCUGCUUGUGACCCGAGAGCCUCACCCGAGCGCUUCGAAGGACAUAAUGACAGCUCCAGAAGCACUGACAAUAGAGCGUGAUUAGCUGUCAUGUCAUUUUGGUGUAUGUCUUCCUGUGACGUCGACCCUCCCCACCUCCCCUGUUCUCCUCCCUCUCUGUUAACGAAAACGUUUUGAAAUGAGUUCCUUUUUCUUUUCAUACGACAGCAACAAGGCAUCUUACCUUGUCACACGUGUCUGGUCACAAAUACAAGAUAAAUUGUAA